Molecule: messenger RNA, 1542 nt
Organism: Molossus molossus (Pallas's mastiff bat)
Lineage: Eukaryota; Metazoa; Chordata; Mammalia; Chiroptera; Molossidae
Gene: MIP
Product: major intrinsic protein of lens fiber
Exons: 4
Coding region: 38-829 (263 amino acids)
Biological process (GO): transmembrane transport
Cellular component (GO): apical plasma membrane; plasma membrane
Molecular function (GO): water channel activity
Source: RefSeq, a predicted model, not a curated record
UAUUAGGGACCCAGGCAUUGUGCCCAUCCCCCCUGCCAUGUGGGAACUGCGGUCAGCCUCCUUCUGGAGGGCCAUAUUUGCUGAGUUCUUUGCCACCCUCUUCUACGUCUUCUUUGGGCUGGGGGCCUCACUGCGUUGGGCCCCUGGACCCCUGCAUGUCUUGCAGGUGGCUCUGGCCUUUGGCCUGGCCCUGGCUACGCUGGUGCAGGCUGUGGGCCACAUCAGUGGAGCCCAUGUCAAUCCUGCAGUCACUUUUGCCUUCCUUGUGGGCUCCCAGAUGUCCCUGCUCCGUGCCUUCUGCUAUAUGGCAGCCCAACUCCUGGGAGCCGUGGCUGGGGCCGCUGUGCUGUAUAGUGUUACUCCACCUGCCGUCCGAGGAAACCUAGCACUUAACACGCUGCACCCUGGGGUGAGUGUGGGCCAGGCCACCACAGUAGAGGUCUUCCUGACGCUGCAGUUUGUGCUCUGCAUCUUUGCCACAUAUGACGAGAGGCGGAAUGGCCGCCUGGGCUCUGUGGCCCUGGCCAUUGGCUUCUCCCUCGCCCUGGGACACCUCUUUGGGAUGUAUUAUACUGGUGCAGGCAUGAACCCUGCCCGUUCCUUUGCUCCUGCCAUUCUCACCAGAAACUUCACCAACCACUGGGUAUAUUGGGUGGGCCCAAUCAUUGGAGGGGGCCUGGGCAGUCUCCUCUACGACUUUCUCCUCUUCCCCAGACUCAAGAGUGUUUCUGAGAGACUGUCUAUUCUCAAGGGUAGCAGGCCCAAUGAUUCCAAUGGACAACCAGAGGGCACAGGGGAACCUGUUGAACUGAAGACCCAAGCCCUGUAAAAGCUCCAGAUGAAUAGAGGCAGUAGGAAGCUUCUGGUUUUAUGUGGAGGGGCUAAGACAGCUCAUGGAUGAAGAAAGAGACUGUGGGAGGGGCAUAUACUUCUUUAUUUUUUAAUGUAUGUGUGAGUUUUUUUGCCUUUUGCUGUGUGAAAUCUUUCAGGUUACAUUCAUGAGCUGGUUGGUGCAAACUUCCCUUCCCAUCCCACCUAUCUUUACCGUUGUGUGUGCAUGAUUGUGUGUAUGCAUGUGAGUGAAUGUGGCUGUAUCUUAAGUUUGGGGGCAUGGCAGGAGAAGUAGGGAAGGGAAAAGAGGUAUCAUCCUAUACCUUUCUCUCCCAACCUAGUGUGGUGAGUACAGGAAACCAAGACCUUUAGUGUCUGGUCUUUACACUCAUGCCAGUCAAGUGUAUGGUUUUAGGUUUCUGAGGGAGCGGGGAAUUAUCCUCACAGGAGGAUGGAGGAAGAUGGAGAGAAGUGGAAGACACAAGGCAUUCCAAGGGUUGGGACUGGGGCAGGAAGAGAAGAAAUGCAAGUAUUAACCACAAUUCAGGAUGAAUUUGUACCAAAAAGUUAGGGGGAAGUUAAUGGGAGAGUGUAGCCUACUUAUCUCAGGGAUGCUUGCCCCCAGGGGUUUGGGUGGGGAAGUAACUCUGAGAAAAGUGACUGCUGGGGUUUGAAGCGUUCUGUAAAGCCACAUAAACCUGUCUACAUCCA